Messenger RNA from Anopheles arabiensis, 5016 nucleotides. RefSeq lists its product as uncharacterized. Gene Ontology annotation, biological process: DNA integration; proteolysis. Bases 438 to 4838 code for a protein of 1466 amino acids. Gene Ontology annotation, molecular function: nucleic acid binding; zinc ion binding; aspartic-type endopeptidase activity. Lineage: Eukaryota; Metazoa; Arthropoda; Insecta; Diptera; Culicidae. The record is from RefSeq and is a predicted model, not a curated record. The transcript has a single exon.
AGUGUUGUGGUCACGAAGUGGAAGGCUCCCUUUAUUCGGCGUUAAGAACGUAUGCAGCCACUGAGUGACUGAUGAGCGGUUAGCAGACGAGAGAGCGCCAGACGCUCGUGGGACACCGUCGGGAACACAAGGGCUGAUCGUGUAAUAAAGUAUUGUGUAUUGUUUAUUACGUGUUCGGUGUAAAUAUAAACUGUGUAUACUCUCGGCCAUCCGAACACAACAGUGGCGACGAGGAAAACAAAAUAGACUUUUGGGAGUUUUUUCGAGUAAAGUUUACGUGUUAUGCGUGUGUCAGUCAUUGCUAUAACUCUCGUGCUAGCGUCGCGCGUGUGUAUGUGCGUCGCGUGAUCGUACCGCGUCUCGGGUCGUAUUUAAUUUGUUUUAUCGGGUGUUCUGUGCGUACUGCAACAAUUCCUUCGUUACGGAAGCGGAGAAGAAUGAACAGCCCAGGAGAUCAGCCCCCAUCGGAAGAGCAGCGUCGAGCAUCGCAAAAUUGGUACAGCGUUCCCGGUGCAGCAAGUAUGCCGCAGCAGCCGCAGCAGCCAUCAUUAGUAGCAGUGCCACCAAAUCUACAAAGUGCAAUGCCCUCAGCAUACCAGAAUCCAGCGCCAUCGCAGAAUUUUGUUGAAGGGUCAUCGCACCAAGCAGCGUCAUCGCACCAAGCAACGUCAUCGCACCAAGCAGCGUCAUCGGAGCAAAUGAUGCAACUGAUCAUUUUAAUGCAGAAACAGAUAAGCCAACUCACAUUAAUGCAAAACAAUUCGGCAACUGCCAAGCCCCCAGAAAAUGUAUUAACUUCCGCACCUUUUGCAGAGCAAGUACUCGAUUCUUUAUCGCACCACAUAAAGGAGUUCCACUACGAGGAGGAAGCAAAAAUGACCUUUGCUUCGUGGUUUGCUCGAUAUGAGGAUUUGUUUGAACGAGAUGCUUCAAGGCUGGAUGAUAGCGCAAAAGUGCGGCUCCUCAUAAGAAAACUGGGCGCAGCAGAAUAUGAAAGAUAUGCCAAUUUCAUAUUGCCAAAGAGUUGUCGUGAUUUUUCGUUCAGCGAAACGAUAAAAAAGCUGUCAUCGUUAUUCGGAGUGAAAGAGUCAUUGUUGCAUAGGCGUUAUAAAUGCUUGAACCUAAUGAAACGACGUAGCGAAGAUUAUCUGGCAUAUUCUUGUCGUGUGAAUCGAGCCUGUGUAGAUUUUGAAAUUGGAAAAUUAACUGAAGAACAGUUCAAGUGUCUGAUAUACGUAUGCGGACUGCGGGACGAAGAAGACGUCGAGAUUCGAACACGUCUACUUGGAAAGAUCGACGACCGAAACGACACAACACUGGAAAGUUUAACAGCAGACUGCCAGCGUAUUUUGAACUUAAAAAAAGACAGUGCUAUGAUCGAGAAAGCAGCAACCGAGCAAGUUUUCGCCGUGCAAAAGAAAACUGACGAACCAAAGUUUUCUGAGCGCCAAAAUUUCCAGAGCAGAAAGCACGAAUAUAAGCGUCCUCAAACCCUACCUGGAAGAAAUUGCUGGCUUUGUGGAAAAAAUCAUUGGGCGCGUGAUUGUCCUUUUAAGUCGAAUGUGUGUCGUGUCUGUAAGAAAAAGGGUCAUAGAGACGGUUACUGUCCAAAACCGAAACGUUAUUCAGAUAGCCCAACAUACAGAAACAAGUUUUCAUCACGAGUGGUUUCGGUGAAUACAACUAAUGUUCAGCAAAGGCGAAAAUAUAUCAAUAUUUUUAUAAAUAAUGUAAGCACUCGAUUGCAGUUCGACACAGGAUCUGAUAUAACGAUCAUUAAUCGAAACGUAUGGCAACGUCUUGGAAAGCCUGAACUAAAACGAACAGUUAGCGCAAGAACAGCAUCAGGAAGCGGACUCUUUCUGUUAGGAGAGUUUGAAGCGAAUGUUACCAUCGGAAGCGUAACUCAUGUGGCUACUUUAAGAGUAGCACAGGCAGACAUACUAUUGCUCGGAACAGACUUAAUAGACCUGUUCGCACUUGGUUCUACCCCCAUGGAUGCUUUUUGUAGGCAUAUUUCAUCUGAGGAUUACUCUAAGACGGUUGAGCGGAGAUUUCAAGAGGUCUUCAACGGCAUGGGUCUGUGCACAAAGGCUAGUGUAAAACUGCAGCUGAAGGAAAACGUUCGUCCAGUAUUUUGCCCAAAGCGACCGGUAGCUUAUGCAGUACAGGAGUUAGUCGACAAGGAACUCGAUCGACUAGAGCAGAUGAGCAUAAUAUCUCCAACGGAUUACUCUGAAUGGGCAGCACCUAUCGUCGUCGUCCGCAAGGCAAACGGCAGCAUUCGGCUUUGCGGGGACUACUCAACUGGACUAAACGACGCGUUGCAGCAACAUGAGUAUCCUUUACCAUUACCUGAAGAUAUCUUCGCUAGACUAUCGCAAUGCAAAAUAUUUAGCAAAAUUGAUCUAUCCGAUGCUUUCUUACAGGUAGAAAUCGACCCUGCCUACCGAUCUUUACUCACCAUCAAUACGCAUCGAGGUUUAUUCACCUACAAUAGAUUGCCGCCUGGUAUUAAGAUUGCUCCAGCAGCGUUCCAGCAGCUUAUCGACACAAUGCUGGCUGGUGUAAAAGGAGUGUCAUGUUACAUGGACGACAUCAUUGUCGGAGGAGCCACUGAACAAGAGCAUGAAGCGAAUUUAAUGGCAGUUUUGAAAAGAAUUCAAGAGUAUGGAUUCAGCAUUCGAUCGGAAAAAUGCGCUUUUAAGGUUCAGCAACUAAGAUAUUUGGGUUACAUCAUCGACACCCACGGAUUGCGCCCCGAUCCAGCGAAGAUCGAUGUCAUAAAAAGGCUUCCUGAACCAACAGAUGUGAGCGGCGUCCGAUCCUUUCUAGGAGCCAUAAAUUAUUAUGCCAGAUUUGUCCCAAACAUGAGAGAGUUGCGAUAUCCACUGGAUAACUUAUUGAAAACAAAUGCACAGUUUCGAUGGACCGCCGAUUGUAAAAGAGCGUUUGAAAGAUUUAAAUCCCUGCUAUCAUCGAACUUGUUGUUAACGCAUUAUGAUCCAAGGCAUAAAAUAAUAGUAUCGGCAGAUGCAUCAUCAAUAGGUAUUGGUGCCACUAUUAGCCACAUGUUUCCCAAUGGUACCAUACGUGUGGUUCAACAUGCCUCUAGAGCACUUACAAAAACAGAAGAAGGAUAUAGUCAAAUAGAUCGUGAAGGACUGGCAAUCAUCUUCGCGGUAACGAAAUUCCACAAGAUGAUAUUUGGAAGGCGUUUCCAGCUUCAGACAGAUCAUCGUCCACUACUGCGGAUCUUUGGGUCGAAAAAAGGGAUCCCAGUCUACACUGCCAACCGCUUGCAGCGUUUUGCGCUCACGCUAUUGUCAUACGAUUUCGGCAUUGAAUAUGUACGCACCGAAUCAUUCGGAAAUGCCGAUGUACUCUCCAGGCUAAUUAACAAGCAUGAUAAACCGGAUGAGGAUUGUGUAAUCGCUUCUGUUGCACUAGAGAUGGAUGUAAAGUCUAUUGCAACAAGCGCUUUAGUUACGUUUCCCUUGAGUUUUAGAGAGGUCGCUCGAGAAACGAAUCGUGAUCCUAUAGCAAGGAAGUUGCAUUACUACAUAAAAAACGGUUGGCCACGUAACAUUGCCCUUGGCGCAGAUUCAUCUCGUUAUCACAGCAGGAAGGAAGACUAUUCAACGGUGGAAGGAUGUAUUUUGGUCGGAGAGAGAGUGUUAAUACCAGAGAAACUACGCAAGCAAUGUCUGUCCCAGCUUCAUCGAGGACAUCCUGGUAUCCAGCGCAUGAAGGCGAUUGCGCGUAGCUAUGUGUUUUGGCCGUCGUUAAAUGAAGACAUCAUUGAUCUCGUCAGUAAUUGCCAUUCAUGUGCUCUGGCAGCAAAAUCUCCUGCUCAUGCUGAUCCUUUGCCGUGGCCGAAGACAACAACGCCAUGGGAGCGUGUCCAUGUGGACUACGCGGGCCCAAUAGAUGGAGACUAUUUUUUGGUAGUAGUCGAUGCGCAUACUAAGUGGCCAGAGAUCAUCCGGACGGCUAGUAUCACAGCCCGUAUAACCGUUAGCAUCUUGAGAGGGUUGUUCGCGCGUUUCGGUAUGCCAACGACACUGGUGAGCGACAAUGGCACACAAUUCACCAGCGGUGAGUUUUCAGAGUUCUGUUUGAGUAAUGGUGUGCAUCACAUUACGUCUGCCCCGUUUCAUCCGCAAUCGAACGGGCAGGCAGAAAGAUUCGUAGAUACGUUUAAGCGCUCGUUAACCAAGAUAAGAGUAGGAGGAGCACCGCUGCAGGAAGCACUGGACCUAUUCCUACAGACAUAUCGAACCACGCCAAACCCUCAGUUAGAGCAAAACAAAACACCUGCUGAAGUUAUGUUUGGACGACCUAUACGAACGUGUUUUGAUUUACUCCGUCCCCCAAGGAAAAUUCAACAUGACUUUAGAGAAGGGAAUGAAAGAUCGUUCGAGCGUGAUGACCUUGUCUAUGCUAAGGCGUAUAGUAGGAACAAUUGGCAUUGGGUUCCAGGAAGAGUGAUUCGGAAACGUGGAAAUGUUACCUACGAGGUACUGACUGGUCAUCGCAGCGUCAUUAGACACAUUAAUCAACUGAAAAGGCGUGGACCAUUCAGCAGCCCGGGUCCCAUGACGGAACGUUUCAAUCCAUUACCGUUGGAUGUAUUAUUGGAUUCCUGGAGCAUACCCGUUACACCAUCAGUGCUCCCAGAUGUGUAUCCAACACAACUUGCACCGCCAGUGGCGACUCCAACUGAGCCGCCAUCUCUUCCCCCACAUCGAUCCAUUCCUCAGCAUCAACGUUCACCACGUCGCUCUUCUCGGUCUAGAAGAGCUCCACGUCGGUUCGAUCCGUACUUACGCUAUUAAAAAGGGGGAGAUGUUGUGGUCACGAAGUGGAAGGCUCCCUUUAUUCGGCGUUAAGAACGUAUGCAGCCACUGAGUGACUGAUGAGCGGUUAGCAGACGAGAGAGCGCCAGACGCUCGUGGGACACCGUCGGGAACACAAGGGCUGAUCGUGUAAUAAAGUAUUGUGUAUUGUUUAUUA